CUUGUUCUCCUGACAAAUAUGGUCCUGACUGUAUCUUAGAGUGUAACUGCCAGAACGGAGGGACCUGCAAUCGAUUCAGCGGCUGUAUCUGUUCAUCUGGUUGGCAUGGACAGCAUUGUGAAAAGUCAGAUCGUAUACCCCAGAUCAUCAACUUGGCAUCUCACUUGGCGUUUAACCUAGGCUCCCAGAUCAUGGCUACCUGCAUAGCAACAGGCAAUCCACCCCCUGUGCGUGAUAACAUUGAACUACGCAAGCCCGAUGGAACAGUGUUAAUACCCACAAAAGCCAUCAUGGAAAAGGACAUGACAACCUGUGAGUUUCAAGUGUCACAAGUGGUCUCUUCUGACUCUGGCCUCUGGGAAUGCCGUGUCUCUACUACCGGGGGACAGGACAGUGGCAAGUUCAAAGUUACUGUAAAAGUACCUCCAGUGCCAUUAUCCCCUCCCAAACUUCUGGCCAAGAAGAGCCAACAGCUGGUGAUAUCCCCUGUGGGGCCUAUUGCAGGUGAUGGACCCCUCAUCUCCAUCAAAGUCCUAUAUAAACCCCAAAUUGGAAGUAGCUGGUCAUCUAUUGAAGCAGUUGAUAACAUCCAGAACAUCACACUGAUGAACCUGCGACCUGUCACAGCCUAUAUUGUAAAGGUUCAGCUAACACGCCCUGGAGAGGGAGGAGAAGGUGCCAUAGGCCCAAGUGCUAUCAUGGCAACAGAUUGCAAAGAGCCAACAGCCAAACCUGUAAUUGAACGUUCAUCUGUUGAAGGGAGCAACAAUCUACACGUAAACUGGAAUUUGCCCAAAACUGACAAUGUGGGGUCCGGAUUUCUUGUCCGUCUCUAUGAUGCAGCCAAAGAGCUUGUUCAUCAAGAAAACGUUACUUCCAUGAUUGUGCAGUCAGCAUAUAUUCCAAAUCUCAAGUUCAAGGAGGACUAUUACCUAGAAGUAAUGGUCUAUCACUGUACCAGUUUGGGACCACCAUCUGAUCUCCACACAUUCAAGAUCAACAGUAAAGGUAACAAAUCUGUCAUUUCUAAAAUGAACAGGAUCUUCUGGAACUUUUUCCACCUUCUAGAGCCAUGA
This is a messenger RNA of Thamnophis sirtalis, 1076 nucleotides long. The record is from RefSeq and is a predicted model, not a curated record. NCBI's taxonomy places the organism in Eukaryota, Metazoa, Chordata, Lepidosauria, Squamata, Natricidae.